AUGACAAGAACGAAGAAAUCCGAAACGAGAAAUGAGAAACAUCCAUCGGAAGAGAUCUAUGGCAGUGUCGAAACAAAAGCAUACCUGUUUCAAAUACACGGAGUGCCAGGGAGACGCUUGACGAUGGAGACAACCGGCAAGACGGUGAUCGAAGACGAACUAGAAGAGUGUGAGGGUCGACGGCGGGGAAGAGAGAAAAGAUCGAACACCUGGAAGGCGCUCAAUGAGAUGGCUAGUUCUUCAUCUUCGUCCUCCUCCUCGGAGGUUUUGAUUAAAACCCUAAUUAACCGAGGCUGGUGUUUUCGAGAAAUCAAUCAAAUCAAGUCGCUAAUCGAAACGAAGUUCAAUGGAAGCUCUACCACCGUUCGUUCUGUUGAGUCGGAGCUCUGUAACAUGGACUUACGAGCAAUCGGAGGGAAAUCUUUGCCUGACAUUUCCACCCUCCGAAAAUCCACUCACUUAGAUGGCCCUAAAGUUCUCCAGGUAGCUUCUGCGAGGGAUAUAAGUAAAAGUACUAUAGCUGAAAGUUCAGGGGGUUCACAUGGUAAACGGCUAUUGAAAUUGAAGCUUAUUGAUGGACAUUCAGAAAUUACUGCUAUAGAGUUCACUCAUAUUCCCUCGAUUCCUGAUAAUGUUGUUCCUGGAUCCAAGAUUCGAUUGGAAAAUAAAGUUGUAAUGCAUAGUGGUAUUUUAUGCUUGAAUGCAAAGGCAAUAACAGUUGUUGGAGGUAUUGUUCCAUCAUUAUAUCAAGAGUGGGAAAUGAACCAAAAGUAUGCAGGCUUUACCCGUUCUACCUUAAAAUUCUCACAUACUGAUGAUCACAGUGGUCCCCCUGGCCCACCACCUUUUCACAAGUUACAGGCUGGAGUAUCUCCACAUCAGAUUCGGAUCAAUCAACAAAAUACACCUUCUGCUUCUGGACCCACUGUUGUUGAAAAGGGUAUAAAAGGGGGUGAGAAUGUGAAGUCUGGUUCUCUUUCAGAGAAAACCACACAAAACCAACCUUCUACUGAAGCAAGACCAAAAGAAGUUGCCGAGUCUGCCCCUGUACAAAACCAAGCUGCUGCACAAAAGCUUCUCCAGAAAAUGAGUAAUUCCAACCGAAAUGAAGGGCAUUCUAGGGGGUGGAAACAAAGAGGGAGGGGUAAGGAGGAAGAGGAGGAAUCCGCUGUUUUAACUCUAGAUGAGUGGGAGAGAAAAAGAGCUGGUGGGAGUUCUUCAUCAAGACCAGAAAACCCUAAUUUUAAUCAAGAUGAGGAUCUCGCACGCCAACUUCAAAACCAAUUUGAUUUAGAAGACAUUCAUGAACAUAGGAGUGGUCAUGUGACGAAAGCAGAUGAUAUCAGAAUGAGCAUGUUUAGUUUUGAAAGAGAUGAAGAUGGUGGUGGUGGUGGUAGAGGAAGGGGAAGGGGAAGAGGAAGAGGGAGGGGAAGAGGGAGGGGACGUGGUAGAGUUGGGUGAUGCUUACUUUAUUUGGUAAACUUUAUUUUCAUAAGCACCAGGUUCUAAUAUGAAAGAUAUUGUAAGUGCAAUGCUAUAACUGGAUAGAAUUUUCAAAGUACAAUGUAUACAAAAAGGACUUGGGCUAUGAGCCUUAUAACAACGAGAAUAAUAAUCCUAGAAAUCGAGUACCAUAGAAAAAAGAAAUAGAAAAAGAACAAACGAUAACUUGAAAUAGACAUUUAAUAUAAUUUGUGUUAUUGACAUAUCAGCCUUAUUUUUUGAGUCUAGUGCUCCUCGAACGUUGUAUUGCAGUGUGUAUGACAUUUUAAGCUAAUGUAUGUGGUUCAUGGUUUUAAACUUAAUCUCGCACUAAAGUUUGGAAAAAUGAGUUGCUUUUUAUGACGUUGUGAUAUAAUCAUAUAAAUGCAAAUUAAUUAUUACUAGGCGUGAGACCUGUUUACUGCAUGUGUUGGGGUUCGUAUUGUAAAAUUGUUUAUGAGUUUGGAUGCGAAAUAGUGUUCAGUUUUUGAUGUAAUAGUUUCACUUGUAAUUAUGAACAAUAUGUUUGUGUUUGUAUCUUCUUGUUCUUAGGUCUGCAG
Molecule: messenger RNA, 2042 nt
Organism: Lactuca saligna
Lineage: Eukaryota; Viridiplantae; Streptophyta; Magnoliopsida; Asterales; Asteraceae
Source: the annotation of a GenBank genome assembly